Molecule: messenger RNA, 3346 nt
Organism: Amoebophrya sp. A25
Lineage: Eukaryota; Dinophyceae; Syndiniales; Amoebophryaceae
Source: the annotation of a GenBank genome assembly
GCCACAGUCAGAAAGCAUGACCGUGAGUCUUCUGAAAGCACGAAACGAAAAGCAUAUUUUUUUCGUUUUUGGAGUUUUUCAGUUCCUACAUGAGUGACUAGGCAGAUGAGUGACUAGGCAGUCAAAUCAAUCUUGAGCAGUAGAUUUAUAGCUUCGACCAUAUAUUACCAUGAUCAAGACGCAUAGUACGCCUACGCGUCAGUACUCAGAUUCAUCAUAUUCUGGGAAGUACUAUUUCGACUUCCCGCCUUCUCGCUUUUCACCCUUCUGAUUCUUAAAAGUAGCUGCUAGAAAUACUAAGCUUAUAAAGCGGGUACUAAGAAAUUCAAAUUCUUUCUAUAGUUUUAAGCUUGUUGCAGUGUGCAGUCCUCGAGAAGUCAGAGUAGAAAGGAUGGCAGACUUCAGCGCCCUUCUGGCUCUCGAACCAAAACAGCAACUGGAAUUUUCAGGCGGCAGUGGCGGCGAAGAGCAAACUCUGCGACUCCGAAAUGUCUCAAGCAAUCCUGUAGCAUGGAAGGUGAAGACCACCGCACCAAAAGUUAUGGGCUCUCUUCUUCAUCAUCAAAUGCAAGUCAGCUAGAAGUUGUCCUACAUCAUACAUGCAUAGUAGGCUUAGUAGUCUUUCUAGAAGGAAGUCCUGCAUCACAAUGAUCAUAGGAUUGAAUAUAACUUUCGCAAGCAGCACAAAAAAGUGGGGGAUGGAGCUCUACACGUAGCCUUAUCUCAUUUUCCUAUGCCAAGUCCAACAUUAAAGUACAUCAAGGGUUCGAGAACUCGACGGUCGUAAGUUGUGAGCCACUUGCAGGAUUGUUCUCCACUGUCUGCCCCCCUGCUCCUUCAUGUCCGCUUACCUCGUGCGACCAUCGUCAGCGUUGCUGAAACCAGGAGAUACCACAGCGGUACAAAUUUGCCUUCAGCCGACAGACUCGCACCCAGUUGACUUCUCGAACCAUCGAUUUCUCGUUCAGGUAUAAUUUCUCCCAAAAAUUGGCAUGAAGACACCUCUAGGAGGUUCAGGGAAUUGGACUACGAAGUACAAUCAGACGGAGUUUGAUAUUUUUGAAAAUAUGAGUCUAUCCUCGAUGGCCAUGACGCGAUAUACGGUCUGCGAAAAAGUGGUGAUGAAGAAGUUUUAGUUUGAUUGACCUCUCAGGCGACGGCCGCUGCAGCAGACAGAACAUCAAAUUUGGCGAAGGCUGACUGGGAAGCUCUAGCAAAGACCGAUAUCAAAGAAGCCAGACUCACUGUCGUUGAGAGAGCGAAGGGAGGAAGUAUUUAUAUGUUUUCAUUCUACGAUUUGCUACUCACUUAGUUCUUUUCUAGUAUAGAUCAGAAUCUAAUGCCAGCACGAAAACCAUAAGUAUUUUCAUCCAUAGAUUUGCAUUUUGAACCGAUCGGCGCAAUUUCUUCGAGCAAAAAUGAAAAAACGCGAAUUCCUUUUGCCUCUGAAACCAACCACAGAAGGAGGCGAAGUGCAGAAAAACUAUGAUGAGUUGGUCGGAUACGUUGUGCAGCUGGAGACCGAAAAUAUCGAAUUGCAGAAGAAGCUGAAAUCUGCUAGAUCCGGUUACAAAUUGUGGCACCUCAUCCUAGCAGUAUUGCUGGCGAUCGGAAUCAUGAAAUUCGUCACGAUGCCACAGUAUUCUUUCACUUCCUUUGCUUGGUUGCUAUAUAAGAAAGUUUUUUUAGGACAGCAACCUCCAAGCUGGUUCUCUAGUACUCUUGUUGUCCCAAUAGACACCAAGAGAAGAUGAUGUCUGAGAAAUGAUUGAAAACUGGAUGAAUUAUAGGUGUUGAAAACAUCUUCAUCAAGAUCCAAUUUCAAAAUUGGUGUAAUCUGGUGGUCGUUUUAUCUCUCUCCCAGAGCGGGCGCGGCCGCUAGUGGAUGGGGCCGGUAGCUUCCGAGUCUGUAUUGUCGGGCUGACAGAAAUUUCACGCAGUGCAGCUGCGUUGCUAGAAUAUGGACAAAGAGCAACAGGGGUUUACGAUUCAAUAUUUUUUAUGGGCUGGAUCGAUGAAAUGAAAAAAUUGAUUGCAAUAUCAUCUUUUUUAGAGUGUGAAUUCACCACGGGCUAUUGCAACAAACAGAACGGGGGGAGGCAAGAAGGUAUUUAAGGUAAAAGAUCCUAUUGGUAUAGAGACUCUGUGUUUGAGUAGCUGGAACUUGUAUGAUCGGGGAGCGUCUGCCUAUCAAGUGCAGUCUGUAGGGAAGAGCCAGCAGUUAUCUGAGAGACGUGUGAAUCUUCCAGUUAUGAUAAGUUGACGCAAAAUAUGAAAACUACUCAGACACCAGCUACAUCUACUAUUCAACUUUCAACUACUAGUACUAAGGUAUUCUCAUCAUCUCGCAAAAGCACUGAAUUUGCGUUCAAUAAGACGUCCUCCUUUGAAAUAUAAGGUUAGUGCUACAAGAAGUCGGUUGUCCGCCUGACAGAAGGUCGUAUGUAUAAUCGAGAUUUCAAGGAACAAAAGUCUGAAAAUCAAGGUAUAAAAUCUUUUCUGGUGCUGGUACACACUGUACUACAUCAUGGUCCGAGUUGGACACAGUAUCUGAUCAUUUAAAAUUUCAGUAACUUCAAUUCACCAGGAGCACCUGCGGGCCCCAACCGCAGCACGAUCGGAACUGAUCCCAACAUUUCUACAUCUAAGCAUCAGAAGUACUAGCUUCUAGUGUAGUAGUCCACAGAAAUAACUAACGCUAACUCAAUUAAGAUUGCUAGCUUAAAAUCUAUCUUUUUCUACAUCUGCCACUUAAGUAGUAGUUCUCAAAAACAGUUUCUUCGAUUUCCAAAUUAGAGCGCAUUUCCAAAUGAGAUGUUUCUACGAGCAUUGCAUUAGAAGAAUUCAAGUCAUCAAAUGAUGAGAAAAUGACAACGGAGCAAAGACUCUGCGAAAAACGCGCAUUUUGGACUAAGAGUUGACCGCCGAUACAGAACUACAUCAGGUCGCAGGCGCAUGGGCGUCAAAAACCCGAUGUCAUAAUCCAACUACACACCAUUACAACUUGACUUUUCAUGGUAGUUCAUGAAUGAGUGUAUUUUUCUUCGUGUGAUCAUCUCUUUCCUUCGGACAUACGACAAGUAGGAAGGAAGCUCCUGAGCACAUGCUAAUUGAGAUACCUCUGCCAUAUUUCCUUUUAUUUUUGUUCACAAAGUCCACAUAUGAUAUAAUCUGAACCCAAUCACAAUUUGAGUAUUGGUGAGGCAUCUUUACGUAGAGUUCUACAAAUUGUGUUCUCUAUUUUGCUCCUUGAGGAGGUGCUGCCUGCCGGUCGGCUGCGCUCGUCGACUUAUUAUUGUUGCUAUAAUGUAUUGUGGUUCUCAGGUGGCAUUGUAGCCUGUCGCUG